Notolabrus celidotus (New Zealand spotty) is the source of this 3714-nucleotide messenger RNA. RefSeq names its product programmed cell death 6 interacting protein (gene pdcd6ip). Lineage: Eukaryota; Metazoa; Chordata; Actinopteri; Labriformes; Labridae. Gene Ontology annotation, cellular component: endosome. Gene Ontology annotation, molecular function: protein binding. Gene Ontology annotation, biological process: mitotic cytokinesis. Bases 116 to 2809 code for a protein of 897 amino acids. The record is from RefSeq and is a predicted model, not a curated record. The transcript has 18 exons.
UAAUUUGACGUUCCCUGUCAGAAUCCAGGAAGUGAGUCGCUGGCUGUUGUUUGUGUUCGUUGGUUGCUAAUCGUCUCUUGUUCUUCUGAUUCAAAUAUCGAUUUCACGGGCCGAAAUGGCAACGUUUAUUUCAGUCCCGUUGAAGAAGUCCUCUGAAGUGGAUCUGGUGAAACCGCUGUCGAAGUUUGUCACAGCCACAUACCCGAGCGGCGAGGAGCAGGGGGAAUACAUCCGCGCCGUGGAGGAGCUCAACAAGCUCCGCAGGAACGCGCUGGGGAGGCCGCUGGACAAACACGAGAGCUCACUGGAGAUCCUGCUGAGAUACUACGACCAGCUGUGUGCAGUUGAGCCCAAGUUUCCCUUCUCUGAAAACCAGCUCUGCUUAACCUUCACAUGGAAGGAUGCCUUUGAUAAAGGAUCGCUGUUCGGUGGCUCAGUCAAACUUGCUUUGGCCAGUUUGGGCUACGAGAAAACAUGUGUGUUGUUCAACGCAGCAGCGCUGGCCAGUCAGAUUGCCUCAGAGCAGAACCUGGACAACGACGAGGGACUGAAGGCUGCCGCCAAAUACUAUCAGCUGGCGAGCGGGUCGUUUGGCCACAUAAAGGACACGGUGCUGUCAGCGCUGAACAGGGAGCCUACCAUGGACAUCUCCCCCGAGACUGUGGGCACCCUGAGCCUCAUCAUGCUGGCUCAGGCUCAGGAGGUGUUCUUCCUCAAAGCCACUUCAGAUAAGAUGAAAGAUGCUGUCAUCGCAAAGCUGGCCAAUCAGGCCGCAGAUUUCUAUGGCGACGCCUUCAAGCAGUGCCAAUACAAAGACAACCUUCCCAAGUAUUUUUAUUUUCAGGAAGUGCUGCCGGUGCUGGCGGCCAAGCAUUGCAUCAUGCAGGCCAACGCCGAACUGCACCAGAGUGUCCUGGCCAAGCAGAAGAAACGCUUCGGGGAGGAGAUUGCUCGCCUGCAGCACGCGGCAGAGCUGGUAAAGACAGUUGCAUCCCGCUACGACGAAUACGUGAGUGUAAAGGACCUCAGUGACAAGAUCAACCGAGCCCUCACGGCUGCCAAAAAAGACAAUGACUUUAUCUACCACGAUCGGGUACCUGAGAUCAAAGAUUUGGAGCACAUCGGCAAGGCAGCGUUGGUCAAAGCCACAACCAUCACGCCUCCACUCAGCCAGAAAUUUGCAGACUUGUUUGAGAAGAUGGUCCCCAUGGCGGUGCAGCAGUCCAUGAGCAUUUACAACCAGAGGAAGUCUGAGACUGUGAACAGACUGGUGGGAACCAUGAGAGAGGCGACUAAUCUCUGCAACGGGGUGUUGGCAUCCCUGAACCUGCCAGCAGCUCUGGAGGAUCUUUCAGGAGACUCUAUCCCACAAUCCAUUGCUGAAAAGGCGAGAUCCAUCGUGCAGCAGGGAGGACUGCAAAGCAUCGAGCAGCUGAUCAAAGACCUGCCUGAGCUUCUGACCCGCAACAGAGAGAUCCUGGACGAGUCUCUGAAGAUGCUCGACGAUGAAGAGACGACAGACAACGAGCUGAGGACCAAGUUCAACCAGCGCUGGAACAGAACCCCCUCUGGAGACCUUUACAAGCCUCUUCGUGCAGAGGGAGCUAACUUCCGUAACGUCUUGGACAAGGCCGUUCAGGCUGACCAGGUGGUGAAGGACCGCUACAACACUCACUGUGACAUGAUUGCCCUGCUUUGUAAACCGGAGAACGAGCUCAACGCUGCCAUUCCCUCUGCUAACCCCACCAAGACACUGCAGGGCAGUGAGGUCGUGAACGUGCUGCGCGCUCAGCUCGCCCAGCUGGACGAGAUAAAGAGAGAGAGGGAGACCAUGGAGGGAGAGAUUAAGGCUGUGACCUUUGACAUGUCCACCACCUUCCUGACGGCGCUGGCUCAGGACGGAGCCAUCAGCGAGGAGCAGCUGUCCCUCCCUCAGCUUGACCAGAUGUACGGCUCCUACAACCAGAGAGUGCAGGCCAGCCUCCGCUCACAGGAGGAGCUGCUGGGACAAGUUCAGACGGCCCACCAGGAGUUCAGCAGUCUGAAACAGUCCAACACGGAGGCCAACCAGAGGGAGGAGGUCCUAAAGAAGCUGGCCUCGGCUCAUGACAGCUACGUUGAGAUCAGCAGCAACCUGCGUGAAGGCACCAAGUUUUACAACGACUUGACAGAAAUCCUGCUGAAGUUCCAGAACAAAUGCAGCGAUAUUGUUUUCGCUCGCAAGACAGAGCGGGAUGAAUUACUUAAGGAGCUACAGCAGAGCAUUGCCCGAGAGCCCAGCGCUCCAUCCUUCAACGUCCCUGCCUAUCAGAGCAACCCAGGUGCUCCUGCAGCCGCCGCCGCCGCCACCGCUGGCCCCACUCCUGCACCCAGGACUGUCUUUAACCCUCAAGCCCCGCAACAGCAGCCCCAGUCCAAGCCAGUCUCCAACCCCCCCGCCAGGCCUCCUCCACCCAGCUUCAACCCUCAGGCAGCCUCCACCACCCCCGUUCCCACCAACACAGCGCCCACUGGCCCUCCAUUUGGCAACCCACCACCUGUGGCCCCACCAACACAAGCGCAGGGACCACCUUACCCCAGCUACCAGGGUUACCCAGGAUGCUACCAGAUGCCUAUGGGCUACAACCCCUAUGCUGCCUACGGCCAGUAUAACAUGCCCAACAUGCCCAACAUGCCCAACAUGCCCUACAUGCCCUACCAGACCACUCCAGGACAGGGAGGAUACCCAGGAGCCCCUCCGGCAGGACAGCCGUACCCCGGCUACCCCCAACAGCCUCCACAGCAUCAGCCUUUCUACCCUCAGCAAUAACUCUCCCCUUCAUCACCUCAUCCCUUUUCUCACCAGUUAACACCAAAUAAGAACGACCCCCAGCAAUAACACUUCAUCUCCUUUAGCUCCCUCCCCUGUCACUUUUUGUUUUCUCGCACUAACAGCAGCUUUCGAAACCUGAGUGAAAGGCGACGUCAGAGCUGAUUUGCACUUCUCUCUGAUCCCCUUUAUUCCUUCACCUCCUUCCUUUCCAUCUUUUCACAAAUAAUUUUUUGCUGUGUUCUGACGGCACUUUUCUAAAGAGAUCUCGACUUUCAGGAUGCACUAACCCCUCUUUUUGCUGUUAUGAGUUUUAUUUUUCAUGUAGUCAUCUCUAAAGGUUUUGUUAAUGGUUUAAUUUACAAACCUCACUGGUUUCCAUUGAUAACUGACUCUUUGUGCUGCAUUGCUGUACAACACUCGUAGAGACACACAGAAUCCUCGGAUGUUUCCUGGUUUGGGCGUAUGUAUUGGGUGGGCAGAUGGGUGGUGGUUACUAGUCAAAGGCACAGCCGCAUCCUCACUACCCACACUCACUCAAUCAACCCCUAGUGCUUCUAUAUCAACUAUAUUCCUAUUUUUGUAAUGAAUACUGCUGCCUCGCUGAUGUAUAAACCCUCUAAAAACGAAUGGCCUGUAGGUUUUCUAAUGUAGAUGAAGACUGUUGAGAGUUCUGCUCUCUUUCUCUCUUUUCUCUCUCAUCCAGGGAAUGUUGAUAUAUUUCUGUGUUACAAUCAGAGGCUGUAAAAGUGGGAGAAAUGGUUCUAUGAUAUAAAUAUAUGUAUAAAUAAGACUCUGUACGUGGUUAACCGAGACACUCUAUGUGCUGCACUCUCAUGCUGUUUGUGUUUAUUUUUACUCCUCAGCUCUAAUGUGAUUAAAAAAAAAACAACAACAACUGCCAA